This is a messenger RNA of Paramecium octaurelia, 3929 nucleotides long. The record is from the annotation of a GenBank genome assembly. Lineage: Eukaryota; Ciliophora; Oligohymenophorea; Peniculida; Parameciidae.
AUGAUCUUUUUAUUAUCUCUAUUCAUAGCAUUAUAUGGCUAAGCAGUGUAUCCAUCUUACAAUGUGUACCUGACCUAAGGAGAGACUUAUUCGCUGUAUCUGAAAGAAUUAUUUUAAUAAUAAAUACUAAAUUUCACCAUUCAAGAUAACCCUGACAAUGUUCAAUUACUUAAAGCCUUAAACAUAUUUUCUGAAUAGAAUAACAGUAUUAUGAUAUUUCUUAUUUAGAUUAAACAUUUACUUCAAUAUCCGCCACACCACCAUUCUAUUUACUAAUUACUUAAGUGAAUAAAUUAAAUGUAUAUUAAUGGAAUUCUUCAUAUGUCAAUCUCAUAAAUUAAGUGGAUUUGCCAUAGGAAAUAUGUUUGAAUGCUUUAUUAUUUGUAGAGAAUUCUAUAUUAAUUGACUGCUACAAUCUGACCAACUUAAAUAUGUAUUUAUAUCAAGAGAAUGUUUGGACUAUCGCCUACUCCAAAAUAGUUCAAUAAAUGCCAAAAAAUACAGACCUUAAAUCAUUUACUAGUAAUUAAAUUAACUCUAUUCUUUAUGCUUAAUACUAUGAUAACAAUUAAAUUUUAACCCAGUUUCAAUUUGAUCACAAUUUAUUAUUCAAUAUAUCCAACUGGAAAUUCCCAUUUAUAAACUUCAUAGUUUCUAAUAAAUUGCAAUCUCAAAAUACGAUUUACUUAUGGGAUUAUUUCACUUUAUAUCUAUUAAAUUUAACUUAAGAAGGGUUAAACUUAACCAAAAAUUAUACUUUUCCCUAUUAAAUUAUAGAAGUUUAAAUAUUCAACCCAUAAAUAGUGUUUUAUGAAUGUGAUACCUUAUUAGUAAUGAGCAUAUUUACGAACUAUUAUUCAAUAAUAUGCAAUUAAGCAAUUUAAGAAUUAUAAUAAUUAAGCAGCCAUCUGAAUCAUAAUAUUACUUAAUUCCAAACUUUCUUAAGUAAUUAGUUCUUAAUUUUAUAAUUAUUUGAUCUAAUUCAGAUUUAUGAAAAUGUCAACCUCAACUUUAAAUUAAUCGGAGCGAUUACUUUAAACUCCUCAUCUACUUAAGUCUCCUUCGAUUAUAAUAGCAAUGAGUUAUUUUUAUUUGAUAAUACGAAUAUUUUAACUUAUUUGGUAGAAACUCCUCAAAUAAAGUUCAUAUCUAACUAGAAUUAGCAAAAUUAUCAAUUAAUUCUAAUAGGAAGUCAGAAUUAAAUAAGUGAAACUUAUGAAGUUCUAAAUUUUACAGUAUAAUUAAAUGUCAGUGUUCUCUAAAAUGAUGAUAAUAAAGCGUAUUUAAUUUAUGAGAAAAAUAUUGAUAAAAAUGCCUAUAUAUUUUAAAAUCAAAAUUACGACUAUGUAAUAUCACAAUACUCAGGUUCUCUAUUUACUGCUAAUUUCUCAGUAGAAAAUUCAAGUAUGGGAAACUUUAAUGAUAUAACAUUUUAAAAUGUAGGGGUCAUAAAUUUACCGUUUUAAAAUUUACAAUUUCUGAAUAUCCAUUAUGCUGUUGGAAUAAAAAACCAAAAUAUUUAUUUAUUAAAUUUAGGGGAUGAUUCGUUCGAUCAAUUUUAUUUCGAAAUCAUUUGGAAUAGUACAAUUAAUCCUUGGAUUAAUCUGAAAAAUAACCAAAUUUAAGGCUAUGCUUUUGAUGAUAUACUUUUUGGAGUUUAAAUUAACAGUUAAUAAUUAUAUAUAUGUCAGUAUCUUAGAAGCAAUAUAAAUUAAACCUUUAUUUUAACAUUUUAACCCUUCUAAUAAUUCUACUUGCUAUUCUAAUAAGUUGUACUUCUACUUGAAUCAAAUAUUAUUUAAAUAUGCAGUAUGACAGGGAAUUGCUCAAAUUUACAAAUCAAUCAUUCUAGUAAUUACAGUGUUACUCCUGUGGGUAUAGUAUUGAAUUAAUUUUCAAUUUCAUCAACUUUACUUAUUAAUAACAAUUACAGUAGUAUUAUUGUUGGAUAAAUAACACAAGAGAAUACUUACAUUACUUAUAGUAUAAUAAAUGUUGAAAUUUCGGUUUAAGAUAUGAAAAUUGUAAAUAAUCGUUUAAUUUUAAACUAUAAUUGCUAAAGUAGUUAAUUUAUUUGUUUUUAAGUCUGGAAUGUUCAAAAUUUAAACUUUCCAUUUCUUGAGAAGAAUUUAAGAAGUAUUUAGAACUCAAAUAAUGCCCAAUAUUUUGCUGAUAAUCUUUUUUAUUAUGUUCAGACUAAUAAUUAAAUCUAUGUUUAUAACCCUGCUCUGAUUGAACAUUCUACAUUAUUUUAUACAUUUAACUAUUCUGGAUCUUAUUUUACGAGUGCUUCUACUGAUUUGGCUCUAAUUUCAUUCAAUUCCUCAUUUUAUUUGUUAUCUCCACUUUUAGUAUACACUUAUCAAAAUAUUAUUUCUAAUACGAUCAAGAAUGAAAUUAGUACUUUGUAUAAUAAUUACAAUGUUUCAGUUUCAUCUUAAAUUGGAACUCAAUAAGUUAUCUAAACUUCUUCAAAUUAACAAAUUAUCACUUUGAAUGAUUUUUUGAAUAUUUAAUUGAAUAAUUAAACAUAUAUGGUUUCUAAUAUUCAUGAAACAAUAACAUUGGACAAUAUAACUUUCAGUGGACAAAUAUUAUGGUUUUAAAUUAAUUGUUCAAGUUCAAACUCUCAAGCCAUCAAUUUUUUGAAUUAAACAGAUUUGAUUAGUUUGAAGGACUCUGUAAUUGCUGUGUUUAAUUAAUAAAUCUUAUGUUAUCACAACAAUUAGUCAAAUUUCUUUUUAUAAAUUUAUAACGUAACUUCAGAGGGGGUUUUAAUUUAAGCAUCAAAGAGGUAAAAUUAUAAUCAAAAUUGUAUUCAUAUUACUGCAUUAAUGAAUGCUUAAUACAUAUUUUUGUUUUGUUAAUAAUCUGAUUUACAAGGAUAUUAACAUUUCGAUUUAUUUAAGAUAGAUAUAAAAAACUAAUAUUUAAGUGACAUUAAUUAUUUAGCUAGUUUCGAUAUUUUAUCAUCCUAAAAUCCUAUACUACAGGAAGAUAUUUUGUACAUUUUUUAGGAAUACCUUAUUACAAUCUUUUAUGUCUCUACAAAUAUGUUUUAACGUAUCCAGACUUUAUGUUGCAUGCUUAGUUUUCAGUCUUUUGCUUUUUAACAUUAAAAUUCUUCAUACUAUGCCAAUAUUUAUGUAUGUAAAGAUAAUGAAAAUAUAUAUUAUCAAUUAGGAAAACGUAUUUCACAAAAAUAAAUAUAGUUUAAUUUACCUAAAUAUAUAUAUAUUAAGGAUAAGUUCUAUUUUGAUUCUUAAGUUGUAGGAAUCCUUAUAGUUUCAUCAUAAGUGAACCAGAUUUCAAUGAUGUGCUUUAUCAAUCAAUUUAGCAUUAUUAUCAAACUUAUAUAUAUGGUUAAUGAAAUGGAUUUUUCGCAAUCUACUCUAAAAUUCAAACGAUUAUUGUAUUAUUCUCCUCAAGUAAUUAUUCAAAAUUCGUAAGAAUUAAUUGGUGCUGCUAUCUCAAGCGGUUUAGUCUUUGUAAGUUAUGAAUUUGGUGUUGUUAUUUACAACAUUUCUAGUUUAGAUUUAAAUGUCGGAAAUUUGGAUUACCCAAUUUUACCUUCGAGUAAUUUAUCAUAAAGUUUAUAUCAUUUAUAGAUCUUAACAUUUAAUAGUUCUUAUGGGUUUAUAUUUAGUUAUGUAAACUUUGUAAUUAGUAGCUUUAAAAUUUAAAUCUAACUUACGAAAGCAACAGAUUAUUGCACCUUAACUGCAUCUAAUUUAGUGAAUUAAAAGAUUGCUAAUUAUACUUUAUAUUUUUACUCCUAAAUAGAUUUUGGAUUUGAAUAUGCUUUGUUAGCAUUUAUGAUUGUAGUUUUUUUAGCAGCAUUAACAUUUUUAUGGUACAAUACCAAAAAUUAGAAAGAAUAAUUUGGGCUAGAAGAAUUUGAAGGAUUCGAGAUUGACACAUUCUAAUGA